This is a messenger RNA of Penicillium samsonianum, 1056 nucleotides long. RefSeq names its product zinc-dependent alcohol dehydrogenase family protein. The transcript has 4 exons. The record is from RefSeq and is a predicted model, not a curated record. NCBI's taxonomy places the organism in Eukaryota, Fungi, Ascomycota, Eurotiomycetes, Eurotiales, Aspergillaceae. Gene Ontology annotation, molecular function: oxidoreductase activity. The coding region runs from base 1 to 1056 and encodes 351 amino acids.
AUGUCAGUACCGGAAUCCUACAGGGCCUUCCGACGUGCCCCGGGAGAGAACACUGGGACCAUCCUUCCGUCUAUGGAACGCAUCCCGCCGCUUCAAUCCAACGAGGUCCUAAUUCGCAUCCAUGCCGUUUCUUUGAACUAUAGAGACGUUGGGAUGAUCCACGGCAAAUAUCCAGUUUCAGUAAAAGACCAGGGAAUUCCUGCAUCUGACUGUGCAGGAGAGGUGAUUGCUCUAGGAUCAACAGUCAGCAAAGUAUCAUUCGGAGACCGCGUGUCACCAAUUUUUGACCUGAAGUACAUUGACGGGGUAGAUUCCGAACACAAGGUUGCUCAGCUAGGCGGAAACGUCGAUGGUGUACUUCGCCAGUAUGCAGUGUUCGAUGAGAACGUUCUUGUUCGUGUCCCACAACAUCUUUCUUGGGCUGAGGCUUCGUGUAUAACAUGCGCCGGCACUACAGCUUGGAAUGCCUUGGAGAUGAACAAAAGUCAUGAUGGCAAAAGAAGUGCCCUGAUGCUUGGGACUGGGGGCGUCAGUUUGUUCGCACUAUUGAUCUGUCUAGGCGCCGGUAUUCGUCCGAUAAUUACAUCAUCUUCGGGUAAGAAGCUACAGAAUAUUGCAGCCCUUGGUCCAGAUGGUGUUAUUGACGCGGUUAAUUAUCGUGAAAAUCCUAAAUGGGAAGAAGAGGUCGCCCAGUUGACCAUGGGGAAAGGUGUUGACACCGUGCUCGAAACCGUCGGGGGCACGAGUAUCCAAAAGAGUGUCGCCUCCAUGUCCAUCCGCGGUCAAAUCUCUUGGAUUGGGUUCCUUGGUGGACUGCAACUUGACGACUUCGUCAAAGCCUUGGGGCAACUUUUCUUGAAAGUGGGUACAUUGAAGGCAAUUCAAGUUGGCUCGAAGAUCGACCAAGAGAAUCUUUGCCGGUUCCUAGAGGAGAAGCAUGUUUCCUUGAAACCGAUUGUAGGCAAAACGUUCGAUUUCACGGAAUCACCGGCGGCUUUCGAUUUUCUCUACUCUGGGCAAUGCCUCGGAAAAGUUGUUAUUACCGUAUCCCAUUGA